UUUUUUAAAAAACCAUUUCCUGAAAACUCAGUGCAGAAAUGUAACCUACUGCAGGAAGUGAGAUGAUCUUCUUUUGCUGUAUUCUGAAGAUAAUUUGCUUCAGACAGGAGAUUUUUGGGUGCUUGCUGAAAUUUUGGAGAUCUGGGAAAAUGGGGGUAAUAACAUGACACCAGUUCUUAAGCAGCAACAUCUGCUGUGGUUCAAAGCCACACAAAGAAAGCUGUUUAAGCAGUUGAAUAUUUUGGACUGCACGGACAAGUGUGGUUCAACUGCAAAGACUGCAGAGCAAAAAAUUUAAAGUUUCAAGAAGUUGUUAAAAAAUGGAGUCAUGGAAGAUGAGCAUCUUUAAGAGACAAACAUCACCGUGUCCUCCAAGCUAUCGAAGAUCUUUGUCAGAACCUGCUUAUGCACACUCAGAGAUAGGAACAAGCUUAAAGAGUUAUCCAUGGCGUGGUCCAGUGAAAAGCAAGAGGAAGAAAAAUGAACAGGCUGUUUCCAGUCUAGGAAAGCCACUGGGUGCUUAUCGGUGGCAAACACACCCCAGCUUAAGGUUGAAAGGGGACAAAAAGGAGCAAUUGGAAAAUAAUAAAGGAGACUUGGAUGAACCACAACAACAAGCAGUCCUGCCAAAGAUGGUUGGGGAUAAUAUUUCUUCCUCUGGCAGUGAAGUCCUUGGGACAUCAAUGGAGAAGCAGAACCUGGUAAACACUCGGUCACUUCGGGUUCCAUUCAGCAGAUCUCUUUCAGAGCCAGAACCCUGCUCCAGUGUCAGAUUUGUUAGACGGUGGCCAACUUCAGUGGGGUCAGUGGAGUCUGAGCAGCAGGGAUAUUUCAUCCGUGGCAUUUUCUCUACUCUUUCCAAUGGCUUCUCCAGGAUGCUGAAUCUAAAAGGAGGGUCAACCAGUGAGCCAGUAAGAGAAGAUGUGAAAGGGCCACCUACCCACCGUCUGUCUUGUGGCCAGUCGCCCUACACCGACACGACAACAUGGGAGCGGAAGUACUGCAUCCUCACAGACAGCCAGCUGGUGUUGCUCAACAAGGAGAAGGAGAUACCUGUGGACGGAGGACAAGAACAGCAGGCGGAUUCCACCAAAGGGCGAUGCCUGCGGAGAACUGUCAGUGUUCCUUCCGAGGGUCAGUUUCCUGAAUACCCACCAGAGGGCGCCACUAAACUGGAGGUGCCAGCAGAAAGGUCCCCACGCAGACGGAGUAUCUCAGGGACCACUACAUCUGAGAAACCCAACUCUAUGGACACUGCGAAUACCUCACCCUUCAAAGUACCAGGGUUCUUCAGCAAGCGCCUAAAAGGCUCCAUCAAGAGGACCAAAAGCCAAUCAAAGCUUGACCGAAACACGAGCUUUCGGCUUCCUUCUCUUCGCAAUACCGAUGACAGGUCUCGUGGGCUGCCUAAACUAAAAGAGUCCCGUUCUCAUGAGUCUUUGCUGAGCCCAUGCAGUGCCGUGGAAUGUCUGGAUCUCGGUAGAGGGGAGCCUGUAUCGGUAAAGCCACUCCAUAGCAGCAUCCUUGGACAAGACUUCUGCUUUGAGGUUACCUACUUAAGUGGAAGUAAAUGCUUCAGUUGUAACUCUGCUUCAGAGAGAGAUAAGUGGAUGGAAAACCUGCGCAGGACAGUUCAACCAAAUAAGGACAAUUGUAGACGAGCUGAAAAUGUUCUCCGUUUAUGGAUUAUUGAAGCCAAGGACCUUGCCCCUAAAAAGAAAUAUUUCUGUGAACUGUGCCUUGAUGAUACCCUCUUUGCUCGUACAACCAGCAAGACCAAAGCAGACAAUAUCUUCUGGGGUGAACAUUUUGAGUUCUACAGCCUUCCACCUCUUCAUAGCAUCACAGUUCACAUUUAUAAAGAUGUGGAAAAAAAGAAGAAAAAAGACAAGAAUAAUUAUGUAGGGCUAGUCAACAUCCCCACUGCCAGUGUGACUGGUCGCCAGUUUGUAGAAAAGUGGUACCCAGUGAGUACACCUACACCCAACAAAGGAAAGACAGGAGGACCUUCUAUUCGGAUUAAAUCACGUUUCCAAACCAUCACCAUUCUGCCUAUGGAGCAAUACAAAGAGUUUGCAGAAUUUGUCACCAGCAACUAUACCAUGUUAUGUUCUGUUCUUGAACCAGUAAUCAGUGUGAGAAAUAAAGAAGAGCUAGCCUGUGCCUUAGUGCACAUUCUUCAAAGCACGGGAAGGGCCAAGGAUUUUCUGACGGACUUGGUGAUGUCUGAGGUGGAUCGUUGUGGAGAACAUGAUGUCUUGAUCUUCAGAGAGAACACCAUUGCCACCAAAUCCAUUGAGGAAUACCUCAAGCUGGUGGGACAACAGUAUCUUCACGACGCACUGGGGGAGUUCAUCAAAGCUUUGUAUGAGUCAGAUGAAAACUGUGAAGUGGAUCCCAGCAAAUGUUCAUCCAGCGAACUUCUGGACCAUCAGAGCAACCUGAAAAUGUGCUGUGAGCUGGCUUUCUGCAAGAUCAUCAACUCUUACUGUGUUUUUCCUCGUGAGCUAAAAGAAGUGUUUGCAUCUUGGAAGCACCAGUGCCUGAACCGCGGCAAGCAGGACAUCAGUGAGCGGCUCAUCAGCGCCUCACUGUUUCUCCGUUUUCUGUGCCCGGCCAUCAUGUCUCCCAGUCUCUUCAACCUCAUGCAGGAGUAUCCUGAUGACCGCACAUCUCGGACUCUGACUCUCAUUGCCAAGGUCAUCCAGAACCUGGCCAACUUUGCCAAAUUUGGUAACAAGGAGGAAUACAUGGCAUUCAUGAAUGAUUUUUUGGAACAUGAAUGGGGUGGAAUGAAGCGCUUUCUUUUGGAGAUCUCUAAUCCAGACACUAUCUCAAACACCCCAGGCUUUGAUGGUUACAUUGAUCUGGGCCGAGAGCUUUCAGUUUUGCAUUCCUUACUGUGGGAAGUAGUUUCCCAACUUGAUAAGGGUGAAAAUUCCUUCCUACAGGCAACCGUGGCAAAAUUGGGACCUCUCCCUCGUGUUCUUGCUGAUAUUACCAAAUCUCUGACUAAUCCUACACCAAUACAACAGCAACUGAGACGCUUCACUGAGCAUAACUCCAGUCCAAAUGUCAGUGGAAGCCUCUCCUCUGGGCUGCAGAAAAUAUUUGAAGACCCUACUGACAGUGAUUUGCACAAACUAAAAUCCCCAAGCCAGGACAACACAGACAGUUAUUUCAGAGGGAAGACAUUAUUGCUGGUCCAGCAAGCCUCCUCCCAGAGCAUGACUUACUCGGAAAAGGAUGAAAAGGAAAGUAGCCUCCCCAAUGGCCGCAGCAUCUCCCUCAUGGACCUUCAGGAGACGCACGCGGCCCAAGCGGAGCAUCCGUCUGUGAUACUCGACGUGCCCAUGCGCUUGACCGGAAGCCAGCUCUCCAUAACUCAGGUGGCCAGCAUCAAGCAACUGCGGGAGACCCAGAGCACCCCCCAGAGUGCACCCCAAGUGCGAAGGCCCCUGCACCCAGCCUUGAACCAGCCAGGCAGCCUCCAGCCCUUGUCCUUCCAGAACCCUGUCUAUCACCUCAGUAACCCCAUUCCUGCAAUGCCAAAGGCCUCUGUGGACUCCAGUUUGGAGAACCUAAGCACUGCCAGUUCCAGGAGCCAAAGUAACAGUGAAGACUUCAAACUCAGCGGACCCAGCAACAGCAGCAUGGAGGACUUCACCAAACGGAGCACGCAGAGUGAGGACUUCUCCAGGCGCCACACCAUGCCCGACAGACACAUACCUCUCGCCCUGCCGCGGCAGAACAGCACGGGGCAGACCCAGCUCCGGAAGAUGGACCCGGCGGGGCUGGGCGCCCGAGCCAAAGCCCCGCCAUCCCUGCCGCACAGCGCCUCCCUGCGGAGCACCGGGAGCAUGUCGGUGGCAUCGGCGGCUCUGGUGGCCGAGCCCCUGCAGAACGGGAGCCGGUCCCGACAGCAGUCCUCUUCCUCCAGAGAGAGCCCGGUACCCAAAGUGAGAGCCAUCCAGAGGCAGCAGACCCAGCAGGUUCAGUCACCUGUGGACUCCGCCACAAUGUCCCCAGUCGAGAGGACAGCAGCCUGGGUUCUGAACAAUGGGCAGUAUGAAGAGGACGUGGAAGAGACUGAGCAAAAUCAGGACGAAGCCAAGCAUGCUGAGAAGUACGAACAGGAAAUCACCAAACUGAAGGAGCGCCUGCGAGUGUCCAGCCGGCGACUCGAGGAGUAUGAGCGCCGGUUGCUAGUGCAGGAGCAGCAGAUGCAGAAGCUGCUGCUGGAGUACAAGGCCCGGCUGGAGGACAGCGAGGAGCGGCUGCGCAGGCAGCAGGAGGAGAAGGACAGCCAGAUGAAGAGCAUCAUCAGCAGGCUAAUGGCUGUGGAAGAGGAACUGAAGAAGGAUCAUGCUGAGAUGCAGGCAGUUAUUGAUGCAAAGCAAAAAAUAAUCGAUGCACAGGUCAUAAAUGGAGAUGAGAUUAUGCAAACAGGAAAAACGGAUCGUGUCCCUGGAUUCGGCCAACACCAGACUGAUGAGCGCGCUGACCCAGGUGAAGGAACGGUACAGCAUGCAGGUCCGAAAUGGCAUCUCCCCCACCAACCCCACCAAGCUUUCCAUCACGGAGAAUGGUGAAUUCAAAAACAGCAGCUGCUGACGGACGGGCCUCACAAAUAGACACACUGUGGGAGGAGACAGAAGGAAACGUCCCCACUCUCCUGUCCCCAGCCCUCUCCCCAGCCCCACCAGGUUUACAGAAUGCCGCUGCUUCAGAACAGCAGGGUGGCGAGCAAGUCUGGAAUGGAGAAAGGAACCUUGUCUUUCAGGGCAUAAGGCUAAGACUUCCAAGGUCGACGCUUCCCCCACCCCCACCCCAUGUCUCUGUGUACAUAGGGAACUUAGUUCUGGGCCGUGUACAGAAAAUACCACUGUAAUAUACCCAAAGGAAGUUAAUAAUGUAGAUUACCUUUUUAACUAUUGCUAUUUUUAUUAUUGUUGUCCUCUUGUUGAAAGCACUGCAGUUGUUAGAGGAGGAAAUGUAGGAACUGUGUACGUGAAUGAGAGUCGAGCCCAGCCGCUCAGUAGGUAGAGACCACGCAUCUGUCUGGUAGAGCACACGGACCGCGACAGGACAUGGUGAGAAUGAAUUUUUCAGGGAUUCAUCUGCCAGGUUAAAAGCCCCGCUCUGGUUCCCUUGUCCUGUAGGAAAACAUGCAAAUUACCAAGAUCCAAACGAAACAGUUCAUCCCACUGAUCAAGCGGGACUGGUUCUACAUGGACAGCUGAUCUGCGUGGGGACUCACUGUCCCAGAGGACGCAGAUAAGAGCUGUUGCAUUGAAACCGGACUCUAGGAGGGGUUUCUGUUGAACUCCUGUUGAUGUUCAUUUCCUUCUGUCUGUAGCAGAUGGAAAUUUUUCCACUUUAGGUAGGGGGCUUUUUUUUUUUUUUUUAACCCCAGUUGUAAUAAAAGGUGUUCUUUUUCCUCUUUAGAGUUUACAAAACUAUAAAUAUCUGUGUCUCUAGAAACCAUCUUCAUCUUCACACACCCACUUGCCCUUUCCUCCCCCGUGGUGGGAGCAGUCAUCACCAACAGGGUUUACUCUCCCCUGGAGAGGUUAUUCAGAUCUACUGUCCAUAAGCCAUCCGAAAGAAACACCCUUUCUUCCGUACAGAAAAGGGCUAACCAUAUCAUACCAUAGCAGGAAGCUCUGAAUAGUUCCCAAUUAAAAAUUUUUCUUCUAUUUGUAAGUUACAACUCUGGUUUGGGAUAAAGAUUUUAUCCAGUGUACUAGCAGGUGUCGGGGCAGGGUAAUUUUAUCUCAGUCUUUCACUUUUAAAUUGCUUCUUCUUUUAAAUUUGGACAAGAAAUCCAAAUCAGAAGCAUUGCUCUCUUAAAAGUUGUGAUUACUCUUAAUGAAAAAUAAAAUACUGAAACUGGGAGGACAGCGUAUUCCAGCUGUUAUUCCCAUGCUCUUUGUAUAUUUGGCAAUAAUAACCCAGUUCACUAGUUGUCAUCCAUGGCUUUAUUGUAGGACAGAAACAGUUUUGGAAGUUCAUUUACUUCCUUUUUUUUUUCCCCAGAGGUGUGAAACGUCAUCUUAAAUGCAACCUUGAUUAUCAGAAGUAUGAAAUGUUACAAGUUAGACAGAUAGUAUAUAGACAAGUAUAUAUACACAUAUAUUCACACAUAUGUACAUAUAACUGCACAAAUAGGAAAAGUUCCUGACUUCUAUGCUGUCGGAUUUAAUGUUAAAAGGAGUUAGAAUCUCAUUAAGCAAGAUCUAAGCAAUUGCUUAUAUUGAGAAAGCAACCACAUUUCUCAAGUAAGUUAAUGAUGUUUAUUUUAAAUUAUAAACUUUAGGGAUUUUUUUUUUUUAAGGGAGAGGAGGGAGGGGAAAAAACACCCGAGGAAGCCAUAUGCAUGGAGUGAGUGUUUCCACAUAACGGAGUACUUAGAACUACAAAGGGGACGAGAGAACAUUUAUCAGGUCCCCUUCUGGGUGACGCCCCAGCAGAGUCACCAAGCUUCCCUCCACUGUACCGCAGACUUGCACUCUGACCUCUUAAGCACUGCCCUCCAGUAGAUCUUUGUGUUUGACCUUGUAUUUCAACAACCUCACAUGGUCCCCAACCCACAGUCUUUUGAAAUAUGUCCCCUCUGUACCAUUCCCAUUUCUGCCUGUCGAAGAUCUAAAACAGGAGCUGCCUGGUGUGCUCAUCUGAUCUGCAGACAUCAGGCCACAUAGUUUGGCACUUGUGUAUUUUCUUGACCCCUGGUCAUGAUUUUAUAAAUUCUUAUCCCCUUUCCCUCCAAGUUGAGGGCAUACUGUGGCCAAAAUCACUUAUUUGAAUAGGAAAAAAAAAAACUACCAAUUCUGAAGUAGUGCUCAAUGUUGGGGGAGAGGGUAUGUAAACAUAGGUCUGUUCUUGUUUGUGACUAUUUUAGCUCUAGCCAUUCUCUAUAAAAGCCUUCAGAAAACCUGGUAAAAGAAUGGUCAGCUUCAGUGGCCUUAAGUAUGUAUCGUUGGUGAUGUCUUGCAUUGAGGUUUGGAAGUUCUCGGGUAGUGGUUAUGGAUGACAGAGGUCUGAUAAACUAUUUUGGAGGGUUGGGGGAGACACACAAAACCAAAUUUUUUUUUUUUAAUUUAAAUUUAUGUUUUUGAUGGAUGCAAUACAUCUUAUCGGCAUUAUGUGAGCUUCUGAGAUGGCUGCCUCACUUGGAAGAUUAGAUGCCCAAAAUGUUUGUAUAGCUUAUGCAGCCCUCUGUUAUUAUCAGGUUAUCUUGAAUGAAGAGGAAAGAGUAUACACAAAUAAUAAAAUCAGAGGUAAGCUAGAAGUUCAGUGUAGUUGCCAGAUGUUAAAUUUUAGAUUAUCCUUUGAGCUUAUUCCUAUCUGAAUAUUUUUUCUGAGUAUUUGUUUAGAGAAUGCUGCAGUCUUACAGAACUUAUUCCAAAAGAUUUUUUAAGUAUGGAGAAAGUCAGCAACAAGCCAAUAAUUUUUAUGGAGGUAUUGCUCAAUUGGCUUUUCUUCAGCCCAAAUAAGUACACACCUCUGUUUUACUCGGAGGAGGUGCGUGUUUGAAGAGAAGUGGGUGGAUUAAGAUAGCACAUCUUGCACGCUCUCUAACACCCAACACGUCACCGUGUGAUGGGGUGCAGCGUGGACCAAUGCUGGAGUUUGGAAAUCAUAUGAAGUGCUGGCAGAAUGCUUGUCUAGCUGACAACCAGACUAGGCCAUUAAUAAGGACAAACAUUGGCAGGAUUUAGGGAAAGAGCUUAAUACUUCCCUUUUAUUUUCACUGGAGCAAUACGCUUUCUGAGCUGAAGCAGCAAGAAGUAAUAACAUUUCCUUCAGGUCAUCGCAUUCCGAGUGUCUGCAAUACAAGCCCUGAUGGAAGGGAGAUUGUAACUCGGUAACUAAGAGAAACACUUGACCACUUACUAUGUUCCAGGCACUGUUACCCAGGUUCUGCUGGGCUCCAGGGCAGCCUGCUGUAAGAGAAGUGUGGUAAAAUGAGUUCAUCAUGCUGCUGUAACUUGGCCUUUUGCACUUGUCACUGAAUUGGUCAGAAUUAGCUUUCUCUGGUCCACUUCUACCGUCUCCUAUGAUGGUGCUGGACAAUGAAAGAAAAAGUAGGAUUAUCUAGGACUGCUGUAUCCCCUUGAGAAUUAACUUGACUUUCGAGGUAAAGCUUUUUGGAUCCUAGUCUGUUUACAGAUCUGUAGCUCUGCCGACCCUCAGUUCUCUGUCUGGCCCAGAGGUGCACUGGGUUGAGAGCAGUUCUUUUUUGGAAGCCCCAGAGCAGGACCGUUGCCAUCGAGUGAGAUUGGUUAGAUUGUUCUGCCUUCCAUCUAGGUUUAGUUCUAGUUAUCUCCAUUUUGGAGUUUCUGAGAAGACUGGUUAUGGGACUGAACUUGGGGAAGGAAUCCUCCUUGGGAUGACCGAAGGCCCACAUGACCCUGACUAGAGCUGACACCACACUAGACUUGUCACUGGGCCGGACUCAGCGGCUCUGGAGCCCACUCCACAGCUUCCCUGUACUUUCAGCCGCUUCUCCAGGGGCCAUCUUCUACACAUUAUGGGCUUGCUUCUUCAUUUCCCCUUCCCUUUUUCACUUCAGUGAAAUCUCCUGCUCACUUCAGCAGUAAAUAGUUGCCUACGCACCCCGUACCUGAGGGCCAAGGAUUUGGGAUACUUUGGUUUUUUAAUCAAUAUGUCCAUUGAAAGGGCCUAUUUUGUUUCCUUUUUUAAAAGCAAGAUAUGUUGGGGUGUUAAAUUUUUAAGUAGACUCUCUUUCUGUGUUUGAGUGAUUGUUGGUUAGUUCUAGAAGCAUUCUCUUGUCAUGACCCAGUUAUGAAUGCUCUAGAGUUUAGGAAGGACAAAAGUGAUGAAAUUUGCAUGAGGUAGAAUAAAUAUCUUAUGAAGAGUGAAAGAACCUGAGAAGAUACAUGAUCCAAAAGGGGCUAAUGCGCAGCAGUCUUCUUCAAAGCCCAACGGGUUCAAGGAAACAGAAGGAUUUAUCAUCCUUUGCCCCAUCUCAAAAUAUACGAGAUACGUAGAAAGGCAGUUUCUGUAGAAACACGAUGUGGGCACCCACGCAAAACACACGAUUCUUAGGGCUUCCUUUUUCUGAAUGUUAAUCCAUCUCAUCAAGCAGUGAUUCCCAAACGUCUUGAGAUUUUUAGAUGUUAUGCCCUCAUCUGUUAGAUUGUAUGAGAGUGGUUCUUUCCUCUUUAAAAUGUACCAUAUGUGUUAUAUGUAUAUAUGUUAAAGUGACUUGAAAUUGACUUGGUUUGACAUUAUCUCAAGAACCCAAGAUAACAUUAUUGAUACCUUGGGAAGUCAUAGAAAUAAAGUUGAAUGUCGCUGAUCUGAGAGUCGAGUCCAGAAAGAAGUAGCUGUGGUUCCCGAUCGGUUUAUCCUUAGGUGUUUGAGUAAGGCUUGGCCAUGAGCCACCCAAGGAGCCAAGUGGUGGUUUGCAUCCAUAUUUCAGCAGCAUUUUAAUUUUCUCCUCAGUUCUUAGUGUUCAUUGCCUUUGUUUUUUCCCAGGAAAUGUUUUAGUUUGAACCUUAAAGCCAGAUUUAUAUAUUGUAAAAAGAUUUUCACAGAAACUGUGUUUUAGGAGGCCUCAAUCAUCUGUGUGGGAUGUAUAAAAAUUUAAGAAUAAAUAUCAUUUUUUUGUCAUUUCUACACUCCCAAGGGAAAAUUUCAAUUCCCAGUUCACCAAAAGGUUAAAUACUAGUUGAUUCAAUGACCACUAUCCUGCAGAAAAUUUGAAAUAGUAAAGGUUAAAUUUUGACUGGUGCUUAGACAUUUCCUCAUUACAUUAACUCAAGACAGCAGCAUAUUAACCUGAAUCACACCUGUAAGGAACUUACCUUCUAAAUUUGACUUUGUUCUUCAUCUCCAGGGCCUUAAUAAGAGUGUGUUAAAACACAUGACUAUUUUACAAUGAUAGCUCUAAAUAAUUUAUUUUUUAUUUCAAGAAAGAAAUACACGUUAGAGAAACAAAACCCAAGAUUUUAUUUUAUUUUUAAAGCCAUAUUUUUGUGCUGGUAGCACUUAGAUUGUUCCAUAUGUGAGAUCCGUAUCAGCAUUUCAUUACCUGGGUUUGUUCUAAAAGAAGAUUUAUUUUUGUUCUGUGAAUAAUUUUUGACAGUUCUUGUACAUGUACAGAUAUAGAUACGUUUGAGGUCUUUUAUUGAUAUUCCUAUGAAGAAUACAAAUAAACUUUAACUUUAAACAUUUCA
Bubalus bubalis (water buffalo) is the source of this 10208-nucleotide messenger RNA. RefSeq names its product RAS protein activator like 2 (gene RASAL2). The transcript is spliced from 19 exons. Bases 321 to 4592 code for a protein of 1423 amino acids. The record is from RefSeq and is a predicted model, not a curated record. NCBI's taxonomy places the organism in Eukaryota, Metazoa, Chordata, Mammalia, Artiodactyla, Bovidae. Gene Ontology annotation, biological process: regulation of GTPase activity.